UUUAACAUCUAAAAAUGAUGAUGAAGCUUUUAACAAUCUUCUCAAGAGUAUCCGAGAAGAACUUCUAGACAAUACUGCCUUUGAAAAGUAUUAUUAAUUUAAAAAAGGAAUAAGUAUAUGAUGAUUUUAAUUAAAAAAAUUUAUUUUAUUUUUAGAGAUGAAACAGAUCCAGCAGAUGAACUUUCAGUGGAACCCAGAGAGUGCAACACAACUCCGAUAUAUGAUUUUGAUUCUGAAAACUCAAAAAAUUAUAAUUUUCUAAAUGUGUCCGAAUCAAAGAAAAUUGAAAAGGAUAUAAAGCAAAUGAAACUAGCUCUAAAACAAAGCCAAGAAUUUUUUUCAUCAGCACGCGAUUCAUUAGAAUUAAUAAAUUUGGAAAAUAUAAAGCAUCGUAUUAAAGAUCUACAUUUAUAUCCGAAUACUCGUGAGUUGAACGAUGUUUUACGUGAUUUAGAGCGAAAUAAGAAACAUGAUGUUGAAAUAUUGACAAAAGUAAUUGGUGAAAAAUUUAAAGAUCAUCCAGGUGAAUUUGCAGAUAUCCCCGAAGUGAGUUCAUUCUUUAAGUUGUGCACUCAACUUCAACGAGGCUUAGAUGACUUAGAUAAAAAGAAAGAAAACUUGGAUAGUCUCGAAAAACGAAUACUUUGGGCUACAAAUGUGUCUGAGAAUCGUUCCAAAGACAUCCAAAAUCUGUUACCUAAAUUAAAAAAAAAUUAAAAGCGUUUCAGCUUAAAUCUGCGAGCAUAACUUUUAUUACUUCCGCAAUUAUUUUCAUUUAUCCAUCUAGCACAAUUUCACAACUUAUAC
Messenger RNA from Condylostylus longicornis, 807 nucleotides. RefSeq lists its product as uncharacterized. The transcript has a single exon. NCBI's taxonomy places the organism in Eukaryota, Metazoa, Arthropoda, Insecta, Diptera, Dolichopodidae. The record is from RefSeq and is a predicted model, not a curated record. Bases 118 to 717 code for a protein of 199 amino acids.